This is a messenger RNA of Chenopodium quinoa (quinoa), 636 nucleotides long. RefSeq lists its product as uncharacterized. The coding region runs from base 1 to 636 and encodes 211 amino acids. Lineage: Eukaryota; Viridiplantae; Streptophyta; Magnoliopsida; Caryophyllales; Amaranthaceae. The record is from RefSeq and is a predicted model, not a curated record. The transcript is spliced from 4 exons.
AUGUUAAUUUCUUUGAUUAAGAACGUGAAGUUACUCUAUGACGCAUGUAUUCCAUACUGGACCACCUCAGCUUUCAUUGAAUUGGAAUUCAGUAAGAUCAACAAAGACAAUCGCCUAAUGUUAGAUGAUAUGCACACUAUGGGCCGUAACUCUUACGCAAUUUUACGCCAUAAGUUGGAUCCUGAUAAGCAAGAACCUUCUCAAGCAAGGGUCUAUAAGGAGUCAAGAAAGAGAACGGUGGGAAGGAAAUACCUUACCAACCAUGAAAAAAUAGAAGAGAAUAUUGCUAAAAUGGAUGCUUUGGAGUCUUCCCAACAUGAAGAUGGUAGUAACUCUAAGGACCCUUACUCCGAAGUGAUUCCAGAUCCUAAGCGCAAAAGCCGUGUACGCCUACAAGGAAAAGGUGUAAAAAAGUCAGAUUUGAAGAAAAAAGAUAAAAAGUCAGAUUUCGUAUUCCCGACAGGAUUUUUAGAAAGUAUGCAAUCUCAAUUAGUACAACAACUUGCACCAAGCAUAACAACUGCAAUUUUGACUCAACUUCGGGAUGCUAACCCUCGGAUCAAUUUUGUCUUUCCUGAUUUUGCAAUUCCAUCGGCUCCAAAGGAUGCAUCUAGUGCGCCACAUCUUCUUGUUUGA